This is a messenger RNA of Vigna angularis (adzuki bean), 2499 nucleotides long. Its product is annotated as KH domain-containing protein At4g18375. Gene Ontology annotation, molecular function: mRNA binding. Gene Ontology annotation, biological process: regulation of gene expression. The coding region runs from base 235 to 2130 and encodes 631 amino acids. NCBI's taxonomy places the organism in Eukaryota, Viridiplantae, Streptophyta, Magnoliopsida, Fabales, Fabaceae. The record is from RefSeq and is a predicted model, not a curated record. The transcript has 8 exons. Gene Ontology annotation, cellular component: cytoplasm; nucleus.
UAAAUUAAAAGAAACGAAACGAAACGAAAUUGUAUAACCAGAAAACGGAUAUCUAAUUAGGGUUCUGAGGGUGAGCACCCUGGAUUGCUUGAAGUGUUGAGCUACGUUCCUCUCUGUGUCGUUAGGGUUUCGAGUGGUCGUGUUCUCUCUAGAAGCAGGUAUCUUCAAAAUCUUCGGUUUGACACAUCCACCUUAUUUGCCACUCAUUCUGCUUCGGGGCGCACUGGUGUUUUUAUGAUAUUUUGGGAAAUGGGUGAGACUGGAAAACGAUAUCAUUCACAGAGAGACCAUGAUGGGGACAGGAAAAAUCAAAAGAGACGUGUGAAUGACAGAGACGACAGGGGUAAUGAUGAAUUGAUUGUUUAUAGGAUACUCUGCCCUGAUGAAGUUAUUGGGAGUGUUAUCGGGAAGAACGGGAAAGUGAUAAAUUCAAUUAGGCAAGAAACCAGAGCAAAAGUCAAGGUUGUGGAUCCGUUUCCUGGUGCCAAGGACCGGGUUAUAACGAUCUACUGCUAUGUUAAGGAGAAGGAAGAAGUUGAGAUUAACGAUGAGUUCACAGGUAAAGAACCAUUAUGUGCUGCUCAAGAUGCUCUUCUCAAGGUUCAUGUUGCCAUUGUCAAUUCCAUUACAACUCUUGGAGAUUCUGAGAAGAAACGGAAGGAUCGAGAUGAAUGUCAAAUUCUUGUUCCAUCAAGCCAGUCUGCAAAUAUCAUUGGUAAGGCAGGAACUACCAUUAAAAAGCUGAGAAGUAAAACACGAGCAAAUAUCAAGGUUACUGCCAAGGAUACAGCAGAUCCAGCACACUCAUGUGCUAUGGAUUUUGACAAUUUUCUCUCGAUUACUGGUGAAUCAGAAGCGGUUAAAAGAGCACUAUUUGCAGUUUCCUCUAUUAUGUACAAAUUUGGUCCGAAGGAGGACAUCUCUCUUGACACAACAGUACCAGAAGCCCCACCUAGCAUUCUUAUUCCCUCUGAUGUUUCUAUUUAUCCUCCUGGUGGACUAUAUCCACCUUCAGACCCUAUUGUCACACCUAGAGCAGUUCCUCCAAUUAUAGGUGCAACUAAUGUUCAAGAUCUGCAAGGUUAUGCUGAUGCUGGCAAUACGUGGCCUCUGUACUCUUCUGCCCUACCAGUUGUUUCUGGCUCUGGUGCUUCCCAAUCUGAGGAGUUAAUUGUUAGAAUUCUGUGCCCUUCUGACAAGAUUGGUCGUGUCAUUGGGAAGGGAGGUAGUACAAUUAAAAGUAUGAGGCAGGCUAGCGGUGCUCAUAUUGAGGUUGAUGAUUCCAAGGCUAAUUAUGACGAGUGUUUAAUUAUUAUAACUACAACAGAGUCGCCGAGUGAUCUAAAGUCAAUGGCUGUUGAAGCUGUUCUGCUGAUGCAAGGGAAAAUAAAUGAUGAAGAUGAUACCACUGUUUCAAUGCGGCUUCUGGUUCCAUCCAAGGUGAUAGGUUGUAUUAUUGGUAAAAGUGGCUCAAUCAUAAAUGAAAUUCGGAAGAGAACUAGGGCUGAUGUUCGAAUCUCUAAAGGUGAUAAGCCAAAAUGUGCUGAUGUGAAUGACGAACUUGUUGAGGUGGGUGGCGCAGUUGAUUGUGUAAGAGAUGCACUGAUCCAGAUUAUAUUAAGACUCAGAGAUGAUGUGUUGAGAGAAAGGGAUACUAGCCAUAAUCCUUCUAUAGGUAUAGGUGCCGAAUCCUUGUACUCAGGUAGUGCAGGUUUUUCAUUGCCAUCCGUGCUUCCUUCGGUCCCUCCUGUUGCUGCUCCAUUGGUUUAUGAUCAGAGGGCUGAGAGUGGAGCUGGCCUGGGCAUGCUUUCUUCAAGCAGCCUUUAUGGAUAUGGAUCUUUGUCGAUGGGAGAAAAUGGCUAUGGCUCUAUAUCCUCGUAUACCAACAAGCUAUAUGGAGGUUUACCACCCCCAUCAACUCUGGAUAUGUUGAUUCCAGCCAAUGCUGUUGGUAAAGUGCUGGGUAAAGGAGGGGCAAAUAUAGCCAAUAUCAGGAAGAUUUCGGGAGCAACAGUUGAGAUAUCAGACUCCAAAUAUGGCCGUGGUGAUCGUAUUGCUGUUAUAUCUGGCACACCUGAACAAAAGCGUGCUGCUGAAAACUUGAUCCAGGCAUUUAUAAUGGCAACCUGAAUUAUUGAAGUUCUUUCUUGGGGUAUUGAAGGUGAAAAGUUUAUUUCUUGAAGUAUCUCCUUGUUCCUGUCCUUAGUUUCUGUUAGGUUGGUCCUGGAGAGACAAUGUUCUCUAGGGUUAUUCAGCUUGACUCCUGCUUCUCCCACAACAGUGGCUAACAAGUUCGUGCUUGAGGAUCCAUUGCUGGUUUUUGUAUUUAGGAAUUAUAGUUCCUUUCCUUUUGUUUCCUCUUAAUCUGCUCUCAUCUGGGUUUUAUCGUAGAAUCUAGGAUCAUUCUGUCCUUUCAUGAUGUUUGUCUUGGACUAGUGUGGAGUCAUCGCUAUCUCCAUAAAUUAUUCAGUGGAACCAUAAAGCGGUGUUUAUUAUGUU